This is a messenger RNA of Chironomus riparius, 1626 nucleotides long. The record is from the annotation of a GenBank genome assembly. Lineage: Eukaryota; Metazoa; Arthropoda; Insecta; Diptera; Chironomidae.
AAAUAUUUUAAUAACUUUUCUGAAAAAUCUGUAGCUAGUUUCUAAUAUAAAUUAAAAAGCAGGCAAUCAGAUUUUUUAUACAGCAUAUUAUAUAAUACUUCGCAAAACAGUCAACUUAUUCGAUCGUAUACAUACAUAAAUACAUACAUUCACACUUAUAAGCAGUUAAAAAGCAAAAGUUUUUGAAAUAUGACAAGUAUGGCAAGGAGGAAAAAGAAUAUAACAACGUCUCAUGCCACCACAUCGAGAAUGGCAUUUUGUUUUCUCAUAUUUUUACUUAAACAGAUUUCAAUAGUUGUCUGCCUAAAGGAACUUAAAAUUUUUGUGCCCGAAGCUGUAAUAAUGGGAAAUGCAGCAACCCUCACGUGUCAAUAUGAUUUAGAUAAUGCAAGUUUAUAUUCAGUUAGAUGGUACUUUGAGUCUGAAGAGUUUUAUCGUUAUGUUCCCAAAGAAGUACCGCCUGCAAGAACAUUUCAAGUGGCAGGAAUUACUGUCGAUCUGGCACAUUCGGAUGCCACAUCAGUGACAUUGAGAGGUGUCACAAGAGACUUAACAGGGCAAUUUCAAUGCGAGGUAUCAGAAGACGCGCCACUUUUCCAUACCGAUAUUCGAACUGCAGUGAUGCAAGUUAUUGAGUUGCCUAAUGAUGAACCCCGUAUGAUUGUUGAGAAAAAGACACUUUAUGCAAAUGAUAAUCUAAAAGCAUCGUGUAGCGUUGGUACAUCAUUUCCACCUGCCAACAUAAGUUGGUAUAUUAAUAACAAAAAAGUCAAUAAACUUCCAUUUCAACGAAUUAGUUAUCGAGCAUUUGAAGGAACACCAACUUAUUCUGCAUUAGAGCUCUAUCCGCAUAGCCCUAUAUUACAGGAAAUUUAUCAAAAUCCGACGCCGUUUACAAACAUCAUUACAGUGUCUUGUGAAAUCACAAUUUUUCACAUUUAUCACAAGAAUUUACAACAACGCAUUGUAUUAGUUGAUAUGUCAAGUACUGUGUCUCCCAAUAUGCUUGGCUGGGAUGGUCGACGAAAAAAUGGCGAUCCUGAUAAUUCAGCAUUGCAUUCCGCAUCAAAUAAUAAGGGCUUAUUAAUAGAAAAAAUCAUAUUAAUGUCCAUUCUAGUUUCAACAGGAUUAAAUAUGUUAGGAAUUUUCACUUCGAUAUGACAUUAAGCAUUAGAUUUGUAUGUAAGAUAUAAACAUGACUUGAAAAAUUACAAGAAUAAUUAUUUUUAAAAACUACACUAUGAUACAAGAAUAUUUUUCGUGGAUGAGAAACUGUUAUGCCUAAUGUUUUGAACGUUACAGUUUUUGUCUUUUAAGAAAAGAAAAAAAUAAUGAAAUGUAAAUAUGAACAAAACUUAAACUUGAAAUAGCAACAAGCAUAGAAUUUGUUUUAACUCAUAAUAAACUGUAGCAACUGUAACCCUAAUAAAAUUUCACAUGAAUAAAAAUCUAUGCUGUCAAAUGUAUUUUCACUGACAUUGUUAGUAACUUAAGCAUCAAUCAAAAAUGAUAAUUUUUCUCUAAAGUUUUAAUUAUGAAAAAAUUCACCUUUUUUUUAAGUUAUUUUCGAAAACAUUUAAGGUUUAGAAUUUGAGUUUAUAAGAAAUCAAAAUGCCUAAAAUCUGC